AUCGUUGUAAGCCGUUUUUUGAAGCAAUCAAGAAAGGGAAACGUUUUGAAUGGACUGAGGAAUGUCAAAGAGCCCUUGACAAUCUCAAGGAGACACUGAUCUCUCCCCCGACUUUGCAAAAGCCGAAAUCCAAGGAGAUGUUGUUCUUAUACCUCGGAGUUAGUGAAUCUGCCAUUAGCGCUGUCUUGAUACGCGAAGAAGGGUUGCUGCAAUCACCUAUCUACUAUGUCAGCAAAGCCUUGCACGAUGCCGAACUACGAUAUCCUCCGAUGGAAAAGUUAGCGUUCGCACUUGUGAUAGCAGCUCGGAAAUUACGACCAUACUUCCAAGAGCAUUCUAUAACUGUUCGGACUUCAUAUCCACUUCGGCAAAUAUUGCACCGACCUGACACCUCGGGGCGCAUGGUUAAAUGGGCCAUUGAACUCGGACAAUUCGACAUCCACUAUCAACCGAGGACUGCAAUCAAAGCCCAAGCCUUAUCCGACUUUAUCGCCGAGUUUACCCCGACAAUCACAAUUCAUUGCAAUAAUCAACCCUGGGUCCUCUAUAUUGAUGGCUCUUCAACAGCCAACCGAGCAGGUGCAGGGAUAGUCUUAGCUGAUCCGGAGAAUCGGUUAUUCU
Messenger RNA from Striga hermonthica, 621 nucleotides. Lineage: Eukaryota; Viridiplantae; Streptophyta; Magnoliopsida; Lamiales; Orobanchaceae. The record is from the annotation of a GenBank genome assembly.